Limulus polyphemus (Atlantic horseshoe crab) is the source of this 904-nucleotide messenger RNA. RefSeq lists its product as uncharacterized. Gene Ontology annotation, biological process: regulation of DNA-templated transcription. The transcript has a single exon. The record is from RefSeq and is a predicted model, not a curated record. Gene Ontology annotation, molecular function: DNA binding. NCBI's taxonomy places the organism in Eukaryota, Metazoa, Arthropoda, Merostomata, Xiphosura, Limulidae. The annotation marks the transcript as partial.
AAUCUUGUGAAGGACUAGAACACUCAACGAAAAACAAGUUUCAGUCUGGGUAUGCAGAGUGUGUGAAAGACAUAACCGGUUUCGUAUCCAGCUUGGAAGGAGUGAGUUCUGACCUCAAGUCCAGAAUAACCGAUCACAUGACUAGAUGCCUGUCCUCUUUCAGUGGUGAUGAGGGAAUGACGUCAUCAAACGUCAGCAGCACCGUUCCAGAUUUAUCGGCAAGUUCAACACACAAAGAAGAUUCGGUAUCUUAUUUAGGUAUCGAUUCUCCUUCUUCUGCCUCCACCACCUCUGAGGCUUCCAAGAACGUUGUCACACCACGUUUAGAAAAAUCCCCACCCGUCCUUUCGAGAAGCAGAGGACCUUCUACGUUUACUCUUGACGACAAGACGCUACCUCUUGACCAACCAUGUUGUUCGAGCACUCCUGUUAACCUCGCACCCAGACCUCGUGAAGAAAAACAGAAACUUGCUUCUCCGGUAACAAAACUGGAUGUUACUUGUAAUAGUGAUUCAGGCUUUUUGUCCAAUCCGGAGUUCUCUCAAAGUUCGUUUUUUACUGAUAGAAAUACUCCAAACCGUUUCAGCGUUAUCAGAAGAGCGUCGUCAUCAACAGUAGUCACGAGUGACGUUUGGAGACCAUGGUAACCAACAGCCGAACAGUGAUCACGUGACUGACUUCUUUAUACUGUGAUAUGGGACACCUAGAAAUACUGAUAGAAAUACUCCAAACCGUUUCAGUGUUAUCAGAAGAGCGUCGUCAUCAACAGUAGUCACGAGUGACGUUUGGAGACCAUGGUAACCAACAGCCGAACAGUGAUCACGUGACUGAUUUCUUUAGACUGUGAUAUGGGACACCUAGUUAACGUUUUAUUGGUCUCUAAUGAUUGCAAGAGACAAGUUUC